GAUACUGGUGGCAGCAACGCCGAGUGUGGGUGUACAGCAGGACGCGAUGGCUACGUGGGCCGAGCGGCUGGCGGGCGUGCGGGGAGUGCUGCUUGACAUCUCCGGCGUGCUGUAUGACAGCGGCACAGGCGGCGGAGCCGCCAUUGCGGGCUCCGUGGAGGCGGUGGCGAGACUGAAGCGGUCCCCGUUGAAGGUGAGAUUCUGCACCAAUGAGUCCCAGAAGUCCCGGAGAGAGCUGGUGGGGUUGCUUCAGCGGCUGGGAUUUGACAUCUCAGAAGGAGAGGUGACCGCCCCUGCACCAGCCGCCUGCCAGAUCCUGAAGGAGCGAGGCCUGCGGCCACACCUGCUCAUCCAUGACGGGGUCCGCUCAGAAUUUGAUGACAUCGACAUGGCCAACCCAAACUGUGUCGUGAUUGCGGAUGCUGGUGAAGGCUUUUCCUAUGAGAACAUGAACAGAGCCUUCCGAGUGCUCAUGGAGCUGGAAAACCCCGUGCUCAUAUCACUGGGAAAGGGACGCUACUACAAGGAGACCUCUGGCCUUAUGCUGGAUGUCGGAGCCUAUAUGAAGGCACUCGAGUAUGCCUGUGGUAUUGAGGCUGAAGUGGUCGGGAAACCUUCCCCUGAGUUCUUCAAGUCUGCCCUACAAGCCAUUGGGGUGGAAGCUCACCAGGCCAUCAUGAUUGGCGACGACAUCGUGGGUGACGUUGGCGGCGCCCAGCAGUGUGGAAUGAGAGCGCUGCAGGUGCGGACUGGAAAGUUCAGGCCUGCCGAUGAGCAUCAUCCGGAAGUGAAGGCUGACGGGUACGUGGACAACCUUGCGGAGGCUGUGGACCUGCUGCUGCAGCACAUGGACAAGUGACGGGCCUUCGGGAGCAGUGGACAAGCGCACCACCCUGUGCCCACACUUCUUCUCACCGCUGUGCCCCCCUCCCCCACGCUUCCAGGCCCCAGGCUACCCAAAGCUCUGCUUGCCCUGCCCUCUGCCCUCU
Peromyscus eremicus (cactus mouse) is the source of this 989-nucleotide messenger RNA. RefSeq names its product phospholysine phosphohistidine inorganic pyrophosphate phosphatase (gene Lhpp). The coding region runs from base 47 to 859 and encodes 270 amino acids. The record is from RefSeq and is a predicted model, not a curated record. Gene Ontology annotation, cellular component: cytosol. The transcript has 7 exons. Gene Ontology annotation, molecular function: phosphatase activity; inorganic diphosphate phosphatase activity. Gene Ontology annotation, biological process: dephosphorylation. Lineage: Eukaryota; Metazoa; Chordata; Mammalia; Rodentia; Cricetidae.